GGUGGUGUCGGUUUCGCUUCCUGGUUGAGUGCUUGAAUGGUUCUGUGUGCCGUGCUCCGUUUCCUGCGGUUGGAUGCUGUGGAUUGUGCACAGGCAAGCUCCGAAGUUGCGACAUGGAUGUGUUGACCCAUGAUGAUGUGCAUGUGAACUUCACUCGAGAAGAAUGGGCUUUGCUGAAUCCUUCACAAAAGAGCCUCUACAAAGAUGUGAUGCUGGAGACCUAUAGGAACCUCAAUGCUAUAGGCUACAAUUGGGAAGACAAUAAUAUUGAAGAACAGUGUCAAAGUUCCAGAAGAAAUGGAAGGCAUGAAAGAAGACUUAUUGGAGAGAAACGCUCUGAAAAUAUUCAGUGUGGUAAAGACUUUGCAAGUCAUAGUUAUCCUCAAAGGCAUGAAAGAAUUUAUACUGGAGAAAAACCCUAUGAAGGCAUUCAGUCUGGUGAAGCCUUUGUACAUCAAAAUAGUCUCCAAAUAAUACAUACUGGAGAGAAACCCUACAAAUGCAAUCAAUAUGGUAAAGCCUUUGCACAACACAGUACUCUGCAAAUUCAUAAAAGAACACAUACUGGAGAGAAACCCUAUAAAUGUAAUCAAUGUGGUAAAGCCUUUGUAUUUCAUAAUACUCUCCAAGUACAUAGAAGAACACAUACUGGAGAGAAACCCUAUGAAUGUGAUCAGUGUGGUAAAGCCUUUGUAGCUCAGAAUGAUCCUAAAAGACAUGAGAGAGUUCAUACUGGAGAGAAACCUUAUAAAUGUGAUCAAUGUGGUAAAGCCUUGGCAUAUCAUAGUACUCUCCAAGUACAUAAAAGAUCACAUACUGGAAUGAAACCCUAUGAAUGUAAGCAAUGUAGUAAAUCCUUUGCCUCUCAUGAUCAACUUCAAAUUCAUGAAAGAAGUCAUACUGGAGAGAAACCUUAUAAAUGUAACCAAUGUGGUAAAGCAUUUGCAUAUCGUAGUACUCUCCGUGUACAUAAAAGAACACAUACUAGAGAGAAGCCCUAUGAAUGUAAGCAAUGUAGUGAAUCCUUUUCCUCUCAUGAGCUACUUAAAAAACAUGAAAGGAUUCAUCCUGGAAGGAAACCUUAUGAAUGUAAGCAAUGUAGUAAACUUUUUGCCUCUCAUGGUCAACUUCAAAGUCAUGAAAGAAUUCAUACUGGAGAGAAACCAUUCAGAUGUAUUCAAUGUGGUAAAACAUUUGCAUAUCAUAGUUAUCUCAAAGUACAUAAAAGAAUACAUACUGGAGAGAAACCUUACAAAUGUAAUCACUGUGGUAAAUCCUUUGCCUCUUGUGGUCAACUUCAAAGUCAUGAAAGAAGUCAUACUGGAGAGAAACCUUACAAGUGUAUUCAAUGUGGCAAAGCCUUUGCAUAUCAUAGAAGUCUCCAAGGACAUAAAAGAACACAUACUGGAGAGAAACCUUACAAAUGUAAUCACUGUGGUAAAGCAUUUGCACGUAGUUGUAAUCUCCAAGUUCAUAAAAGAAUUCACAAUGGAGAGAAACCUUAUAAAUGUGAUCAAUGUGGUAAAGCCUUUGUAGCUCAGAAUGAUCUUAAAAGACACGAGAGAGUUCAUACUGGAGAGAAACCUUACAAAUGUGAUCAAUGUGGUAAAGCCUUGGCAUAUCAUAGUACUCUCCAAGUACAUAAAAGAACACAUACUGGAAAGAAACCCUAUGAAUGUAAGCAAUGUAGUAAAUCCUUUGCCUCUCAUGGUCAACUUCAAAGUCAUGAAAGAAUUCAUACUGGAGAGAAACCUUACAAAUGUAAUGAAUGUGGUAAAGCCUUUACACACCAUCAUAAUCUUCGAGAGCAUAAAAGAAUACACACUGGACAGAAACCCUAUUGAUGUAAGCAAUGUAGUAAAUCCUUUGCCUCUCAUGAUCAAGUUUGAAAACAUGAAAGAAUUUCAUACUGGAGAGAAACCUUACACAUGUAGAUAAUAUGGUAAAGCCUAUUCACAAUCAUCACCUCCAACUACAUAAAAGAACACUAAAGAGUAACCCUAUGAAUAUAACCAAUGUGGUAAAAGCCUUUACAGUGGUCUUGAAAGGUGUGAAUAUACUUGGUCUAUGGCAAGUGGCUGUAUUAGGAAGUAUGGCAUUUCUGGAGUAGAUGUGGCAUUUGAGAAAGUAUGUCAUGGUGGGGGUGGACUUUGAGAUUCUAUGCUUAAGCUCCACCCAGGGCAGCAGAGUCUUCUGGUUGCCUUCUGUUCAAGAUGUAGAACUCUUGUCUCCUCCAGCCCCAUGUCUGCUUGGGCACUGCCAUUUUUUUCAGCCUUGAUGAUAUCAGACUGAACCUCUGAAUCUGUACACUACCCCUAAUUAAAUGUCUUUUAUAAGAGUUGCCUUGGUCAUAGUAUCUUUUCACAGCAAUAAAACCCAAGUUAAGACAAACAGCAUAAAAGAUACCACACUGGAGAGAAACUCACAAGCAGAAAGUUCUCUGCAUGUUUGAUAACAGAAAUAACAUGUUUUAAGUAGUCUCUUCUUCCUUCUCUUCUCUCCUUCCAUUUUUCCUCGUCUAUAUUCCUCUACAUUUCCUUUUCCUUUCUGCUUCUUUUUUUCCCCAUGAGGACAGUGAUGUAUUAAGAUAGAAUCUUACGGCUGGAGCACCUGGAGGGGGCCAUGUUGGGUCCUGGAUCCCUCAGAUACUAGUCUGCACAGGUGAGAGUAUGGACUACAGAAGCAACACAGCUUCUGGGACAGACCCCAUUUCAGGCUCCAGACAUCUGGGCACCUUCCCCGCCAGAGGAGAGGUGUCUUCCUGGGAGGGCUCUGCUGGAGCACCUAGGGAGCCAUCUUGGGUCCUAGAUCCCUCAGAGACUAGUCUGCGCAGGUUAGAGUGUGGAAUACAGAAACUCCAGA
Messenger RNA from Mus musculus (house mouse), 2862 nucleotides. RefSeq names its product RIKEN cDNA B230307C23 gene. Gene Ontology annotation, cellular component: nucleus. Lineage: Eukaryota; Metazoa; Chordata; Mammalia; Rodentia; Muridae. Bases 114 to 1844 code for a protein of 576 amino acids. Gene Ontology annotation, biological process: negative regulation of transcription by RNA polymerase II; regulation of DNA-templated transcription. The transcript has 5 exons. The record is from RefSeq and is a predicted model, not a curated record.